Molecule: messenger RNA, 3623 nt
Organism: Betta splendens (Siamese fighting fish)
Lineage: Eukaryota; Metazoa; Chordata; Actinopteri; Anabantiformes; Osphronemidae
Gene: wnt5a
Product: wingless-type MMTV integration site family, member 5a
Exons: 5
Coding region: 1090-2226 (378 amino acids)
Biological process (GO): multicellular organism development; neuron differentiation; cell fate commitment
Cellular component (GO): extracellular region
Molecular function (GO): cytokine activity; frizzled binding
Source: RefSeq, a predicted model, not a curated record
AAACCAAGAGAUUUGAGGAGAAACGCGAAGCGCAUGCGCCGUCCGAAGGUUUUGCGUCGCGCAUCCAUGCCGCGGUGUGUUAGUUUGCGAGAGGAGGUGACUGCAGCAGGUGAGAGAGGAAAAGGGAGAGGGAAGACGAGCCGGCGACACUUUCCUGCGCCUCGACACGCACGGAAACACUUACGGUGUUGGGAAGACGCCGAUUCGGAGGCACAGCGGAGCCGCGGUGCACGCGCCGGAUCCGUGUGCGCUCGCCGAGCCGCACUUUUUGGAGGUAGUCCGCGCGGAACGUUUUUUUUUUUUUUUUUGGAGCGUACUGUUUGGAGUCAGUCACUUGUUGCAGUUGUUGUGUCGACCGUCGGAUGACGUGCCGCUUUUACCCGUGAAGACCCUUUAAUCCGAGCCGAGGAGUUGCCAGAGUCGUUUUAUCCCCGCGCAGAAUGGAAGGUAAAUUGACGAGUCGUUUGUGGCGAGGAGCGCCGCGCGGAUCGUUCCGCAGGUAAAACGAGCGAUGCCCGGAGCGCGUGAGCGGCUGGAUUAAAAGUUCUGAAGAACGUUCCUCUCGUUUAAAGGCGCGUUAGCGCUCCGAUAGAGCCAUUUUGCGUAGGGACCAUAGAAGUAGGCCGCCUUCAAUUACGAGACACUCGACUAAGUAGACGUUUCCGCCGGUGGCGUUCUGGGCUGCCGCAGAUGGUUUUAUUUGUUAAUAGUCACCGCAAAGUCACGCACUGGUUCGCAGAAAGGAGCUGAUCGUUUCCUUCCACCGUCUCUGGACAUUUUUUGCACCCCGCUGUUUCCUAUCAACCCUUUUAAGCUGCCUGGCGCAGGGAGCGCAUUCACUAAUUCCUGGGCGUCCCUGUUCAGCAACGCACUGAACUUGAAGAACUCUCCGCUUCAGAAGUUGACUUUCUUCACCCCGACCGAGCACUUUGGGAAAGACCCGGAUAAAACCACCUAGACUGGUGUUCGCUGCAGAAGAGGAGCACAUCUUAAAUCCACCUGGCCCUGCACUGGGAUUAUUGGUUUGAUAUCAUCUCAAAACAGUGGAUUACAACUUCUAGCGGGCGGCGCUUUCUGGUCAGCGGCAUCAUGAACCUGGGUCUGGGCUGCGUGCGGCGGCAGGUCUGCUGGCCCUUCGGCAGCGUGUUGGACUCCAGACACUGUGUCUUCGCCCUCACACUCCUCACGCUUCUGAUGCAGGUGGUGGUGGAGGCCAACUCUUGGUGGUCUCUGGCCAUGAACCCGCUGCUGAUCCCGGAGGCCUACAUCAUCGGGGCGCAGCCUCUGUGCAGCCAGCUGGUCGGCCUCUCGCAGGGCCAGAAGAAGCUGUGCCAGCUCUACCAGGACCACAUGCAGUACAUCGGCGAGGGCGCCAAGACGGGCAUCCGGGAGUGCCAGUACCAGUUCAGACACCGGCGCUGGAACUGCAGCACGGUGGACAACUCCUCCGUGUUCGGACGAGUUAUGCAGAUAGGCAGCCGCGAGACGGCGUUCACGUACGCCAUCAGCGCCGCGGGCGUGGUCAACGCCGUGAGCCGCGCCUGCAGGGAGGGGGAGCUGUCCAGCUGCGGCUGCAGCCGGGCGGCGCGGCCCAAGGACCUGCCCCGGGACUGGCUGUGGGGCGGCUGCGGGGACAACCUCAACUACGGCUACAGGUUCUCCAAGGAGUUCGUGGACGCCCGCGAGCGCGAGAAGAGCUACCCCAAAGUAUCGUACGAGAGCUCCAGGCUGCUGAUGAACCUUCACAACAACGAGGCUGGACGGAGGGCCGUGUCCGAACUGGCCCACGUCUCCUGCAAGUGCCACGGGGUCUCGGGCUCCUGCAGCCUGAAGACCUGCUGGUUGCAGCUGGCCGACUUCCGCAAGGUGGGCGACGCGCUGAAGGAGAAGUACGACAGCGCCGCCUCCAUGAAGCUCAACGCGCGCGGGAAGCUGGUGCAGGUGCACAACAAGUUCAACCCGCCCACCAGCCACGACCUGGUCUACAUCGAGUCCAGCCCGGACUACUGCCUGAGGAACCAGAGCACGGGCUCGCUGGGCACGGUGGGCCGCCUGUGCAACAAGACCUCGGAGGGCAUGGACGGCUGCGAGCUUAUGUGCUGCGGCCGCGGCUACGACCAGUACAAGGCCCAGAUCGUGGAGCGCUGCCACUGCAAGUUCCACUGGUGCUGCUACGUCAAGUGCAAGCGCUGCACCAAAAUCGUGGACCAGUUCGUCUGCAAGUGAGGAGCGGCGAGCGGCCCGUGUGAUAUUCAUGAGCAGCGGCGUGGAACACAGCGCGAGAAUGGAAGAAAGAAACUAUAUAAAUUAUAUUUAUAGAGUUAAACAAUUAUGCCGUUGCGAGACUGACUCUUUGUUUUUAUUUUUUAUUCAAAAAAAUCGUAUGUCUUCAGAAACUGAGAGUAUCGUGAAAUAUUUAUUUUGAGAUUAUGUUUUAUUUUGGCCAAGUCAACACCAGCCAAUGUAAUCCCCUCAAGUGCCUGAGAAUGGCUGGAAACCUUCCACAGUCCACGUGUGCCCCCCCCCCCCCCCCCCUUUUUUCUUUUUUUAUUUAAAAAAACAUCACUUUUCUUGUCAAAUGGGUCACGUUGAUUGCAGGAUUGGGCUGUACCUCCCGUUUCCUACCUCGAGUAGAGUUUGAUGUCCGUGGCGAAGCUGUCCAGCGCGACGCCCCGGUCCGUGGCCGCCGGGAGGGGAGCACCUGUCUGCUGCGGCGCCGGUGUGAUUUCACGGGCCCGCUCCCAAACCGGACCUUUGCGUCCCCCCACCACCCCCCUCCCCCCCGGAGUCGACCCGUGCUCAUCGCCUUAAAUGCCAGGAACGCGGCUGGUCGACGGGCCCGUGGAGGAGGGCGGUUCCAGAACCACGACCCGCGGGCCCAGCGCCGCCCGGGUGCUGCACCGAGCCCACCACCACAUGCACUUUGGUACUGAGGCGUCCACCGCCCUGUAUGUGUCUGACCGGCUGUUUGCUCUGUUCCUUUUUCCACGGUGUGUCAACAAAUAUAUCAACAUUAUAGCCUGAAUUCCUUUCCAUAUUAAUUCCAGAUUAUCAUCAUUUAACAUUAUUUUACAAUACUUAACACGGUUUGAAUAUAUAUGGGCAGUGUUGUGGUUACAAUGGUGAAAUAUCCAUGCUCUGUGUAUAUAGUAUGUAUAUCCAGCCAAUCAGUAAACUGUAUUUAUUUCCUGUAGCCAGAUCCUCCUUAAAGCAGCGCCAUCACAGAUCAGUACGUAGGCAGACGUCAGAUUCUGAAGUCACUGUGUAAACCUGUCACCUUUGUUCAUCACUAUGUGCCUGUUCACUGUUUUUGUAAAGGGAAAUGCACCUUAUUGUUCCAGAACACGAGUUCCUGUCACAGAUGUUCAGUUUUACUGUCGCACACACACACAUCUACGCGUCACAGGUGCUCAGUCGUUUCCUACACCACUCAGCCGACCGCUCACGUCCCUGUGAUGAUUCUCCAUAGACCAACCUAUUUCUAUAAGUCCAAUUAUGUAUAUUUAUAAGCUUCUCCAUGAAUUUGAGGUUUGUGUAAACUGUUCUAUAGCUGAUAUUUUGGUACUUUUUGCAAAUUGGCUCAGUGCUCUACUUUGUUUCAAUAAAUAUCAAAUGUAAUACAA